This is a messenger RNA of Aspergillus nomiae NRRL 13137, 483 nucleotides long. Its product is annotated as cytochrome c oxidase subunit 7. Lineage: Eukaryota; Fungi; Ascomycota; Eurotiomycetes; Eurotiales; Aspergillaceae. The transcript is spliced from 5 exons. The record is from RefSeq and is a predicted model, not a curated record. The annotation marks the transcript as partial.
UGAUCACUGCUGCCAGUCUUUCACCUGCCAUUGUCGUCUCUUUCUCCUCAACCCCCUCAGUCUUUCGCAUUUGCGCACCGCCAAAAUGUUCCGCACCGCUCCUCGUAUGGCCGGAUUCGUGUUCCGUGAGAACCGUGUCCCUUACUACCAGCGUCUUUUCCAGCAGCACGACGGCAAGCGUCAGUGGUGGAAGACCGAGCGUAGCAAGUACGUCAUGUACCCCUACCUCUUGUCCGUCUACGGCCUGGGUGCUGCUACCACCUACGCUAUGAUCCGCAUGGUCUUCGGCCACAAGACCUGGUUCGGCAAGGAAUAAAUGGGGUUCUCGCCAAGCUACGUUUGUCAUAAUAAACAAAAUAACAGCAUUGUUGCCAUUGGUGGUGUAUCUCUAUUUUCAAGAUGGCUUGUUUUGAGAGAAAGAUAUUCAGCGUUGUAUAUAAGAUAAGCUAGGGCGUCAAUGUGUGGAUUCUUUCCUCAACUCAA